Molecule: messenger RNA, 1540 nt
Organism: Drosophila subpulchrella
Lineage: Eukaryota; Metazoa; Arthropoda; Insecta; Diptera; Drosophilidae
Product: FACT complex subunit SSRP1
Exons: 3
Coding region: 91-1332 (413 amino acids)
Source: RefSeq, a predicted model, not a curated record
GUCACACCAAACAGCUGUUCCAUUUGCGUCGUUUAAUUUGUUUUUUUUACAACAAAUUUCAUCCGAAUCUUCCAUAUAGGGGAUCCGAAAAUGGAGUCGCCCACCUCGCACCUGGUGGCCAAAGAUUUCCAGGUGACGGGCGUUUCGCGCAGUGGACGCGUACGCAAAAAGUCGUCGAAACUGUUGGAUUUUGAAUCGCCGGAGGAGAUCGAGAAGCGAACUAGGCGCCAAAGUGGCGGAAGGCAAACAUCUCGCUAUUCCGGACGUGGCAGGCCAUCGAAUGCCCUGCGGGAUGUGGAUAUCGACCAGGAGAUGCUCGUGGAUGAACCCAUCAUCUCUGAUGGCGAGGAUUUCACCGCGGAGCCAUCGACUACCGUGGCCAUCCUGAACUCGGACGAUGAACUGGACAACCUAGUGCAGGAUCUCGUCGAUGGCGUCCAGGCGGAGGCCACCAACCAGGCGUCGCCCGUCCGCCAAAGUCUCUACAUGCGCGAGAAGGCCAACAAGCGGAAGAUCCUCAAGGAUGGCAAGGUGGUGACUGCCAAGGUGCAGCGCAAGGACAAGGGCAAGCAGCGCUACACCGCCUACAGCCUGUGGGCCCGAGAGGCGCGUAAGAAGGAUCUCCAGGAUCUGGACUUUACCAGCGCCACCAGACGCCUCAGCGAGAUGUGGGCGAAUGUGUCCAAUCGGGACAAGAACGCCUGGCGGCGCAAGGCCAAGAUCCAGGCAUCCAGGGCUAGAUCGCGCGACAGGACCGGUCUGAACGGCACACCCCAGGCAACUAGUAAUGGCAGCACAGUUCUGGCAGAGCCCACACCGCACGAGACGAGCUUCCAGAAUCGGGCGACUACGAGUCGCACUCGCAAAUUGGCCGCCGAUCGGCAGCAAUCCUCCCUAGAUGCGGCUGCGGCGGCAGCAGCGGCAAGUACUUCAACGCAGAGACGCAGCAUUAGCACACGCAGUGCCAGGUCGCAAGCCUCAACAAGUGGGGCGAAACAGCAGUCGCUCACGGAUGCGGAUGUGGGCAGCCGGACUGGAGGUCACCAGAAACUUGAGGAGUCCCAAAAAUCGAGUAUCGAGGUGAUCGAUGCGGCAGCACACCUGAAACUCCUGGGCGAGAGCCUCACAGUGAUUGGCGAGCGUCUGAAGAAGCACAAUGGAUACGUAGCACUCUCGGGAAGUUUGUCCGUGCUCCUCGACAGCUUGCUCUGCGCCAUGGGACCGCUGCUCUGCAUGACCACACAGAUUCCGGGACUGGAGAACAAGGUUGAGCUAAGCAAAAACCUAGCCGACACGCUGGAUAAUAUCGCCUACGUAAUGCCGGGUCUUUAAGGGGAAUUUCGGGAUAUCAUAGCAACCAUACAAUGUAAAUCUUAACCAGGCAGCUGAGCUUCCAAUAGGGGGCUAAAAUCGCCAUUGGCUCUAUUAUGUUAAUUAAGAAUUAGCCGUCAAGCAAAAAACUUUAAUUUACACAUAAAAUAUCCUUAGCUAUAAUCAGAAGCAUCUCGAUCUUUAUUAAGUAAACUAUCUAUGCCCUGUA